AUGAAAGGAUUGUCUGUCAAUGAUAGUUUUAGUACGAGGGAGGAGGCUGAGAAGGUGGUAUUAAGCCAUGCAGAACAGAAUGGACUCGUUGUUGAGUUUGAAGGUGCCAACAAGUCGAUUGUUGCUUGUUGUAGAGGAAAGGACGAGUUUGGAUGUGAAGCGAAGAUAGUCGCACAGCCAAGAAAAAAAGAUGAUUCAUUUGUGGUGAAGAAGAUUAAGCUGGUGCACAAAUGUCCUUCUGUGACACAGAAGUAUAACACUCCAGAAGAGAUGGUUAGAGCGGAGAUCCAUAAGGCCAUAGGCGGGCGAGGGGCAAAGAUUGGUGAAAUGGUGUGUAUAUUAGCAGAGAUGGAUAUAAAGAUGGGAUAUUUUUCUGUUUGGAAGGCAAUGAGACAGGGUGGAGAGCUUGAUAAGGAAAACAAGAUGCAGGUGGAAAUUAUGCAUGAUAAUAAAGCUGAUGCUUUCAAGGGAGCGUUGAACGAGUUUUUACUUGAGUUUUGCGAGAAAAAUCCCCAUGCCCUUGCUAAAUGCACAGAUAAUGUGUUUUUCUUCUCAUAUCCUGAGUAUCUUGAUACUUUAAUUCCGGUAGUUGAGAUAAGGGUAUAUAAAAGAACGGAUGGAUUUGCUGUUUUUGGGGUACUUCGAGAUCCCACAUGGAUGCCUGUUGUGCAUUCUUGCAUUGUUUCUGAAGGUAUGAGUAGGGAAGAUACUAUCAGAUGCUUUAUAGAUUUUUUGCCUGGAGUAUUUUUUCUUGUGGACUUUGACGUCAGUAUUAUUGGCAUUUUGGAAGCGAAAGGCCGAGAGUAUUUCAUUAAGACAAGAGAUAUAUGUAGGUUCUACCAUAACAGAGGAUGGUCUACAGAGGCAAUUGAAAAUGUGUGGAGUAAAUGUAAUAAUGAUACAGCAUGCAAUAUGCCUGAGCUAGACGGAUAUGAAAAGAAAAGAUAUAUAAAGAGAUAUUGCAAUGUGGAGCUAUUUGGGAUGCAGAAUACAGGGGAAUGCGAUGUUGAUUUUAUUGGGCUUGGGAUGUUCAACCUGCAAUACUUUGAUUGCUUGAAUGGAAUUAUGAAGCAGAUUGGAGACAAUAUGAGGCUUAGGAAGAAAGCAAUAAAUCCAGUGGAUAAGCAUCCCUUUGGAAAGAAUGUAGUGUAUAGAAUAGAGAAGAAUAUAGAGAUGUGCAAGCUAAUGGACAAUGACGUGAGUGGUGUUGAUUUGUCGAAUCAAACAUGCACAUGUGGAAAGUUCCAGGAAUUUCUUAUUCCAUGUGUACAUGCAUGUAGAAAGAUAAUUGAGUUGGAGCAGAAUCCAUACACAUAUGUUGGUGAUGUGUACUCAAAGACACGUUUAUUGAGGUUCAAUGAAGUCAUCCCUGUUGUAGAUUUGCAAAUAAAAUGCCAACCGGAUAGAAACCUGUUAAAGCGUGGCCCUGGAAGACCCAAAAAAAUCCAGGUUCAUGAACCUCAAAUAUUCAGUUGA
This is a messenger RNA of Ordospora colligata OC4, 1476 nucleotides long. RefSeq lists its product as uncharacterized. The transcript has a single exon. Lineage: Eukaryota; Fungi; Microsporidia; Ordosporidae. The record is from RefSeq and is a predicted model, not a curated record. Gene Ontology annotation, molecular function: zinc ion binding. The coding region runs from base 1 to 1476 and encodes 491 amino acids.